Molecule: messenger RNA, 1629 nt
Organism: Seriola dumerili (greater amberjack)
Lineage: Eukaryota; Metazoa; Chordata; Actinopteri; Carangiformes; Carangidae
Gene: ddt
Product: D-dopachrome decarboxylase-like
Exons: 3
Coding region: 80-559 (159 amino acids)
Molecular function (GO): phenylpyruvate tautomerase activity
Source: RefSeq, a predicted model, not a curated record
AUAAAACCAUCAUCCCAAACAGAGACACCUUUCACUACAAAACAACAAAACAUACAAUCAGCGUAACCUUGACUGAACGAUGCCAGCGCAGUACGAGUAUUUUGAAAGUGUAAACCGGAAAGAGUCUGUUCCGUCGCUGUCCGGUCGCUGGUCUCUCGUCCACGUCUUCCUACAGAGCUGUGAGCAGAUAUCCUUCGGUGAGAUGCCUUUUAUCGUCCUGCAGAGUAACAUUCCGCCCAGCUCCUUCUCGGAGGACUUCGUGAAGAGGCUGUGCAGCAGCACCGCGGCCACUCUGGGGAAACCGGAGGAGAGGAUGAACGUGGUGGUGACCCCUGGGCUGCCGAUGCUAAUGGCGGGCUCCUGCUCUCCCUGCGUGAUGCUGUCGGUGUCUGCCAUUGGUGUGACCGACACUGCUGAGAAGAACAAGGAGCACAGCGCCAAGAUCUUUGAGUUUCUGACCAGAGAACUGGGUCUGACUGAAGACAGGAUUGUGAUUCAGUUCCAUGCGCUGCAGCCUCUCCAGGUCGGGAAGAAGGGGACCGUGAUGAGCUUCUUGUGAAGGAUGUCGUCUCGUGAUGCAGCUCAGUCUCAGAAAACCUCUCUUAUUUCACCUCAGUAUUAAUCACACACUGAUAACUUCUGUUGUGGAUGAUUCAAAGACUCUUCCUAUUAUCACUCCUGAAAUCACUUGUAUCACAGACUGUUGAAGACCAGACCUGGUACACAUAGAAAAAAACUAUCUGACUAUGAUUUGACUGUGAUUUCUUCACUUUUAUUUCCUUGUCAGUUUUUUCCUCAGAAUAUGGACUUUAACGUGUCAAGUGACCUAAACCUCAUCUGUACAGAGGGCUGAAACUGAAGAGCUAUUUUCAUAUAUUUUCAGUAAACAUGGGGAGGAGAUGAACUGGGCUCUGUCUCUGUGUGUGAUUGUUGGAACUCAGUUAGAUUUCUAACAGACGCAAAGUGAAGCUCCUUUUCCACUGGUGAAAAAACUAGCUAAAGCUACAGAUCUGUUUUACCAGUUAGCACGACGGCUAGCAACUCACUGUUUAUACCUAAUCAUGUUAGUGAAGUUAAAUUCACACUGUUUUACACCGUCAUUAGUAACAGAGGAAGGCCUGACACUCUUCACUCAGUGGGUGUCUCAGCUUUUAAAUCUGGAUUAAAUGAAGACCGGUUGUGUUAAAUCUAAAUCUGAUCUGUUCUUUAAAUAUCUCUGUACCAUAUGUUUUAGUCUACUUACACCUUCUCUCUCAAUCAAAACAAUAACAAAAGAUGGUGUUGGGUGAUGUCGUGAUGUAGCGCGUUAUCAUGGGAGUUGUUGUCUUCACCACCUCUGUUGUCAGUUUCUUCUGGUUUGAUUCCUUCAGUGUCAGUGGUUCAGGAGGUUUUCACCAGCAGUUGAAUUAUCCACAGAGGUUUCCCGCUCUCCACAACAAACAGGCCGGGGGAUUAAAACCAGUAAAACUAUAAGUUUACCUUAUAGGAUAAGUAACACCAAAAGGACUGAUUAUCACUAAGGUGUGAAUCCUGGCCUCUCUGUGCUAUGCAUGAAUACACACACACAUUAUCAUUUGUCCGUGUCCUUUUGUAACCCUGUUAAACUCAUAAAAUAAAUAAUGAAUAAUU